AUGGAGUAUGAGAUAAAAACAAUUGACCUUGGGCAUACAACUGAAAAACAAGAAUUUCAAGAAUUAGGUGAUACUUUCACAUCAAUUCGACAAAGGCUUCGCAAAGAAAAGGAAAAGAAGGGUACUGCAUGGAAUAAGGAAGUGCAUCAGCAAACAAAAGAGGCAGUGGCUAGAUUUUGGAUUUACAACAAUAUUCCAUUUAGUAUUAUUGAGAGUCCAUAUUGGGAGCAAGUGGUCGGUGGAUUGACCAUGUCUGGUAAGGGGUUCAAGUCCCCAAGUCGUUAUGAGUUGAGUGGGCCAUUAUUGCAACGUGAGGUCCAAAACACACAUCAAUUGGUGGAACAACAAAGGAGGAAUUGGGAAAAGAAUGGUUGCACCAUUUUAUCUGAUGGGUGGACGGAUAGUAGGAAUAGGACACUCAUAAACUUUCUAGUUACUUCAGGGGGACAGGUGGUAUUUUUAAAAUCGAUUGAUGCCUCAAAUGAAGUGAAAAAUGCAGAAACCUUGAGCAGCAUGUUGGAUGAGGUGGUGACCGAAGUGGGAGUGCAAAAUGUUGUUCAGGUUGUGACCGAUAAUGCAGCUGCAUAUGUGGCAGCCGGUAAACUUCUACAGGCUAGGCAUCCGCCAUUAUUUUGGAGCCCUUGUGAUGCUCAUUGCCUUGAUUUACUCCUCGAGGACAUAGGGAAACUUAGUUGGAGCAUAUUACAUGCAUUGCCCAACCUGAAGAGGAUGUUUGUGAGUGAAAGAUGGUUGGAGAGUCCUUAUUGUAGGAAGCCUGAAGCAGAGAAGGUCGUGAAGGCCAUUUUUGAUGAUAGCUUUGGCAAACUCAUGGAGGAGAUCAUCAAUUUGUCAAAGUCAUUGGUGAGGGUUCUACAGAUAGUGGAUGGGGAUAAAAACCCCAUAGGGUAUCUAUAUGAGGCCACGGAUAAGGCCAAAGAGGCAAUUCAGCAAUUGUAUGGGUCAGACAGGACCAAAUAUGAACCCAUAUGGCGCAUAAUUGAUCGAAGGUGGAACCGACAACUCCACCAACAUAUCCAUGCUGCUGCCUACUAUUUGAACCCCAAGUUCUUUUACUCCCGCACUUUCAAAAUAGACGAGGAGGUUCAACUUGGCCUUGACACAUGUAUUCAGAGGUUGGUUCCUGAUGAAAACAUUCAAGACCUCAUUGUUGAUGAGUUGCAGAGGUACAAGAAGGAAGAUGGGCCAUUGUUUUCUUCACCUAUUGGUAUUCGUAAGAGAGACACCUUGCUGCCAGAUUUGUGGUUGACUCAAAAGCGCUUGAAUGACCUUGUAUAUGUGCGGUACAAUCUUCGACUGCAUGAAAAGAGGGUACAAGGGAACAAUUCAUAUGACGCGCUUGACAUUGAUGAGAUUGAUCCAUACACAGCAGAUUGGAUUGCUGAAACUGAUGGUGCUACUGGUGAUAUUGAUGUGGAUACAUUUAUCACUGACGCUCAGUUAGAUGAGAUGGAGAGGGAGGCAGCUGAAUGGGCGGCAGAGGUCGCAGAACGUGAGGAGGCGGGAGAUGAGUUUGCUGAUCCAGAAGAGGCAGAUUCCUCACUUGUUGAGGAUAUUGUAGCAGCAGCAGCUGUUGCUGCAACACCAUCUACUUCAGCACCCACUCAGCGGCAACAGAGUUUUUUGAGCUUUAGUCGUAGACGCAAUCUAUGA
Molecule: messenger RNA, 1671 nt
Organism: Cryptomeria japonica (Japanese cedar)
Lineage: Eukaryota; Viridiplantae; Streptophyta; Pinopsida; Cupressales; Cupressaceae
Exons: 6
Coding region: 1-1671 (556 amino acids)
Source: RefSeq, a predicted model, not a curated record